Messenger RNA from Otolemur garnettii (small-eared galago), 1521 nucleotides. It is a transcript of the gene RAD51B, whose product is annotated as RAD51 paralog B. Bases 39 to 1091 code for a protein of 350 amino acids. Gene Ontology annotation, biological process: double-strand break repair via homologous recombination. Gene Ontology annotation, molecular function: DNA binding; ATP-dependent DNA damage sensor activity; ATP binding. Gene Ontology annotation, cellular component: Rad51B-Rad51C-Rad51D-XRCC2 complex. Lineage: Eukaryota; Metazoa; Chordata; Mammalia; Primates; Galagidae. The record is from RefSeq and is a predicted model, not a curated record. The transcript is spliced from 11 exons.
AAGUUGGAUGCUGCAGGUUCUUUGCUGCAUCUGGAGGUAUGGGUGGCAAGAAACUAAGACGAGUGGGUUUAUCACAAGAGCUGUGUGACCGUUUGAGUAGGCAUCAGAUUGUUACCUGUAAGGACUUUCUAUGUCUUUCCCCGCUGGAGCUUGUGAAGAUGACUGGCCUGAGUUAUUGUGGUGUCCAUGAACUUCUGCGUAUGGUCAGCAGGGCCUGUGCCCCACAAAUGCAAACGGCUUACAGGAUAAAGACACGCAGGUCUGCUGAUGUCGCACCAGCUUUCUUGUCUACUACCCUUCCCGCCUUGGAUGAAGCCCUGUGUGGGGGUGUGGCUUGUGGAUCCCUCACAGAGAUUACAGGUCCACCAGGUUGUGGAAAAACUCAGUUUUGUAUGAUGAUGAGCGUUUUGGCUACACUGCCUACCAACAUGGGAGGAUUAGAUGGAGCUGUCGUGUACGUUGACACAGAAUCAGCAUUUAGUGCUGAAAGACUGGUUGAGAUAGCAGAAUCCCGUUUUCCCAGCUAUUUUAAUGCUGAAGAAAAAUUACUUUUGACAAGUAGUAAAGUUCAUCUUUAUCGGGAACUCAGCUGUGAUGAAGUUCUGCAAAGGAUUGAAUCUUUGGAAGAAGAAAUUAUUUCAAAAGGUGUUAAACUUGUGAUUAUUGACUCUGUUGCUUCUGUGGUCAGAAAGGAGUUUGAUACACAACUUCAAGGCAAUCUGAAAGAAAGAAAUAGAUUCUUGGCAAGAGAAGCAUCUUCACUGAAGUAUUUGGCUGAGGAAUUUUCAAUCCCAGUUAUCUUGACGAAUCAAAUUACAACCCAUCUGAGUGGAGCCCUGGCUUCUCAGGCAGACCUGGUGUCUCCAGCUGAUGAUUUGUCCCUGUCUGAAGACACUUGUGGAUCCAGCUGUGUGACAGCUGCACUAGGAAACACCUGGAGUCACAGUGUGAACACCCGGCUGAUUCUCCAGUACCUUGAUUCAGAGAGAAAACAGAUUCUCAUUGCCAAGUCCCCUCUGGCUCCCUUCACCUCAUUUGUCUACACCAUCAAGGAGGAAGGCCUGGUUCUUCAAGGCCAACAGAAGCCAUAGGGAGACUGUGACCUUUGUGUAGAGCUGAUGGGGGCGUGAUUUGUGAAAUAAAACAGGACCAUGCUGCUUGGAAGAAGGAAACGGAAGCCAACAUAAUGGGGAUUAAUUAGUUGAUUGCUGUUGAGAUGGUAACAGAUUUGCUCCUGGACCAUUGAGCCAGUGAUUUCAGACCUAGCAGGGAAGGUGAGGAUGAAGAAGCCUUUGUUCAAGUCUCUAGAUGUGUAGGGCUGAGGGCUUUGCCGCCAUGGGAUGUCAACAGCCAUAAUAAUAAUAAUUUGCACUUAUAUAGCACCUUUCAACCAGGCACCUCAAAGCGGUUUCACCACAUUAAUUAAUUAAAGCCCACAAUCCCCCUGGGGAGAGGAGGAGGAUGACUAACAAGAUUUGUAAUUACAGGAGAGAACAUUUCCGAAUAAAGCAUUGUCUACCA